This is a messenger RNA of Coffea arabica (coffee), 2271 nucleotides long. Its product is annotated as cationic amino acid transporter 5. Lineage: Eukaryota; Viridiplantae; Streptophyta; Magnoliopsida; Gentianales; Rubiaceae. Gene Ontology annotation, molecular function: L-lysine transmembrane transporter activity; L-glutamate transmembrane transporter activity. The record is from RefSeq and is a predicted model, not a curated record. Gene Ontology annotation, biological process: amino acid transport; transmembrane transport. Gene Ontology annotation, cellular component: plasma membrane.
UUGCAAGUUGUUUGCUGGAUUACCCACAUCUGUAAUUAACUGGCCUUAACAAGUCUAAUAUCAAUUGAAACACAAGCAUAGAAUAAGCAACAGCUUGAACUCUAGCUUUGCUAUAGUCUUGAAAGCAAGUCACUGGAGAAAAGCUAGCAAAUGGGGUCAGUGGGAAAAGAAAGCAUCAAUGAGGCUCAACCAAGGAGUUAUUGGAGAUGGAGCAAAAAAGACUUCUUUCCUGAAGAAUCCUUCCAGAGCUGGAGUAACUACAGGUCUGCCUUAUCACAGACUGGUAUUCGAUUCAAGGACCGUGUUGUAGGUCGGUCUGAUGAUGCUAAUGAAGUUGGGGAGGUCAGGAAAGAAAGUGAGAAUGACAUGAAAAAAUGCCUGAGUUGGUGGGAUCUCAUCUGGUUUGGAUUUGGCUCAGUUAUUGGAGCUGGCAUCUUUGUACUCACUGGCCAGGAAGCUCAUAAGCAUGCCGGGCCAGCUAUUGUGUUAUCCUAUGUUGCUUCAGGCAUUUCUGCAAUGCUCUCGGUCUUUUGCUACACAGAAUUUGCAGUGGAAAUUCCAGUUGCUGGAGGGUCAUUUGCUUACCUCAGAGUAGAACUAGGCGAUUUUGCAGCCUUCAUAGCAGCAGGAAAUAUACUUCUUGAGUGCAUGGUUGGAAAUGCAGCAGUAGCAAGAGCUUGGACUUCAUACUUUACAACCCUCCUUAAUCGCCAUCCCAAUUCAUUGCGAAUCCAUACAAAUCUUGCUGACGGAUAUAACCUGUUAGAUCCAAUUGCAGUUGUAGUUCUCGUAGUUGCCAGUACUAUUGCCAUGACCAGCACAAAGAAGACUUCAUACUUCAAUUGGAUUGCAUCUGCAAUCAACAACAUUGUAAUUAUAUUUGUUAUAAUAGCAGGAUUUGCUCAUGCAGAUACCACCAAUCUGUCCCCCUUUUUGCCCCAUGGUGCUGAAGGGGUCUUCCAAGCGGCAGCAAUUGUAUAUUUUGCAUAUGGAGGAUUUGACAACAUAGCAACUAUGGCUGAAGAGACGAGAAAUCCAUCAAGAGAUAUACCACUAGGAUUGCUUGGAUCAAUGUCACUGAUCACAGUGAUAUACUGUCUGAUGGCACUUUCACUUAGUAUGAUGCAGAAGUAUACAGAUAUUGACCCAAAUGCUGCCUACUCAGUUGCAUUUCAGAGUGUGGGUAUGAACUGGGCAAAGUAUCUGGUUGCUCUGGGAGCUCUCAAGGGAAUGACCACUGUUUUAUUGGUAGGUGCACUUGGACAAGGACGAUACAUUACUCACAUCGCGCGAGCACAUAUGAUUCCUCCAUGGUUUUCACUUGUCCAUCCGGUGACAGGAACUCCUAUAUAUGCUACUCUUUUGAUCACCAUUUCUGGUUCCUGUAUCGCUUUCUUUUCAGGCUUAGGUGUCCUGUCAAGUCUCUUAUCGGUUAGCACCCUAUUUAUCUUCAUGAUGAUGUCUGUUGCCCUUCUUGUGAGAAGGUACUAUGCUAGAGGAAUAACUCCUCAGAGGGAUGCCUUGAAGCUGAUGAUCUUCUUACUUCUUAUCAUUGCUUCCUCCAUGGGAACUUCUGCUUACUGGGGCUUAAAUCCAAAAGGGUGGCUGGGUUACACUAUAACAAUUCCUCUUUGGUUUUUUGCGACUCUGGGGAUUUCAGUUUUCUUGCCACAGCAGAGAGCACCAAAGGUCUGGGGUGUUCCACUUGUUCCGUGGCUGCCAUCCUUAUCCAUUGCUACAAAUUUGUUUCUCAUGGGAUCUUUAGGUGCUGAGGCUUUCAUGAGGUUUGGAAUAUGUACAGUGGUAAUGCUGAUUUAUUAUGUCUUUGUUGGUUUACAUGCUACUUAUGACUUGGCUCAUCAAAAAUCCUCGAAGACUGUUGAUGAAGAAGAUACAGGAAAUCCCAACCCCUAGAUUAAAUUAACUUUUAUACAGUCUCAUUAUUGUUAUCCAGUUCUACAUACACUCAGAAAAUAUACGAGUGUACGUUCCAAGAAUGUCUGUCAACGCGAAUGAUCUUAUUACUUGAGGAAAAGAAUAUGCUGUUCUGCCCAAAUAAUCACCAUCGAUUGUCUGAAACAAUUGUGCUUGACAAUUGUUCAGACCCUUUGUUGCAGUGGUUAUGCAAUGCAAGGUUCAGGAUGAAGUAUCCUUAGAAAUGUAAAAGGCAGAUAUGGUAUCCAUUUCUUGUUUCCUGGUUGUGUAAAGUUGCUGCUGAUUUGGUUGUGAAUUGCCAGAUGCAUAUAUUAAUCUUUCCCCUUCAUGCUCAAA